Molecule: messenger RNA, 3106 nt
Organism: Momordica charantia (bitter melon)
Lineage: Eukaryota; Viridiplantae; Streptophyta; Magnoliopsida; Cucurbitales; Cucurbitaceae
Gene: OTP86
Product: Tetratricopeptide repeat (TPR)-like superfamily protein
Biological process (GO): RNA modification
Molecular function (GO): protein binding; RNA binding; zinc ion binding
Source: RefSeq, a predicted model, not a curated record
UUAAGAACUCCACUCCUGGGACUAAGAGAGAGACCUCCUUGAUGAGAGAUUUUAUAUGAUCUCUUAUGAAAUGAGACCUUCCUAAAUUUGAAAUUUUAAACGAUCGCUUCAUUUGCCUGCAGUUGUCAUGGGACUUGAUCACACUCAGCUCACAGCUUCGAUUUGCUAUGCCAAUACAUCACUAUUAUGGGGAACUCAAUCUCCAAUUCCUACAGCAGUUCCUCAUCAACUGCGCGGAGUCUUUUUCAUUCCACAUGGAACCAGACCCAUUCCUGUUUUCACCGCCAGUUUCCCAAGAAUUCAAUGAAAUCGAUUAGUACCCGCGGUCUGAAUCUGUUUUACAAUCACCCAACCCUUCGGGAGGCAUUUCAAUCAAUUGGGAAUUCUUUUGGGGACGAAAAAACACCCCAAUUUUCCUCAGAUGAGGUUUAUUCACCACUUCUCGAGCUCUGUGCGAGUAAGAAAGCUCUAUCCCUUGGGCGGCAGAUUCAUGCCCACUUGAUAAAAUCUUUUUCCCUGUCCGAUUCUGUGUUUCUGAGCACUAAACUCAUUUUCAUGUAUGGAAGCUGUUGGUCUCCUUCGAGUGCAGAGAAGCUGUUUGACAAAAUGUCCGAAAGAACAAUUUUCACUUGGAAUGGGAUGAUUGGCGCUUAUGUUUCGGUUGGAGAGCCUAUGAAAGCACUUGAGUUGUAUAGAAACAUGCGGCUUUUGGGUAUUCCUCUUGAUUCUUGUACUUUCCCUUGUGUGCUUAAGGCUUGUGGUAUGCUUAAAAACCCAUAUUCUGGAACAGAAAUUCACUGUUUGGCUAUCAAAUUAGGAUAUGAUUCUGUUGUUUUUGUUCUGAACUCACUUGUUGCAAUGUAUGCAAAGUGCAAUAAUCUUCACAAUGCGAGAUGUUUAUUUCGUGGUAUGAAUGGAAAUGGUGAUAGUGUGUCAUGGAACUCCAUGAUAUCUGCAUAUUCUGCAAAUGGGUUAUCAGUAGAGGCAUUAACACUUUUUAGGGAAAUGCAGGUUGCCCCCCAUGUCACCAAUAAUCCUUACACUUAUGUUUCAGUUCUUCAAGCUUGUGAGGAUUCCCAUUUUUUGAAACAGGGCAUGGAGAUACAUGGUUCUGUUUUAAAAUCCUACCACUAUGCUGACAUUUUUGUGUUAAAUGCUUUGAUUGGCAUGUAUGUGAGAUGUGGUAAGCUUAAAGAAGCUGUUGCUGCUUUUAGUAGAAUGGAUGAGAAGGAUUGCUUCUCAUGGAAUACCAUUCUCUCUGGUUUUGUACAGUAUGGCCAUUAUGAUGAAGCGCUCUUGUUCUUCCAUGACAUGCAAGACCCUGGUAAAAAAUUCGACCAAGUGGCGAUAUUAAAUGUUAUUGCAGCUUGUGGUCGUUUGGGAAAAUUAAUGAAUGGAAGGGAGGUUCAUGCUUAUGCUAUUAAACAUGGAUUAGAUUCUGAUUUGCAGGUUGGGAACACCCUUGUUGAUAUGUACGGAAGAUGUUGUUGUGUGAAGAUCAUGGGUCAUGUUUUCGAUGAGAUUCCAGACAAGGACUUCAUUUCCUGGACAACGGUUAUCGCUGGCUAUUCUUUGAACAAUGAACAUGUAAGUGCCAUAGAAUUAUUCAAGAAGGCUCUGAUAGAAGGAAUAGAUGUUGAUACAAUGAUGGUAGGAAGCAUCUUGUCAUCUUGUAUUGGACUGAAAUGUCUUUCCUUUGUGAAAGAAAUCCAUUGUUACAUAGAAAGGAGAUCUUUAUUUGACCAGGUACUCCAAAAUGCCCUUGUUGAUGCAUAUGGAGGCUUAGGGAAUGUAGAUUAUGCAAGACAUAUGUUUGAAUCUAUUGAUUCUAAAGAUGUUGUGUCUUGGACCAGCAUGAUAUCCUGCUAUGUGCGAAACCGGCUUCCAAAUGAAGCUCUUGAACAUUUCAAUUGCAUGAAAAAGAGUAACAUUGAACCUGAUUUCGUGUCACUAGUGAGCAUACUCUCUGCUGCUGCCAGUUUAUCUUCAUUGAAGAAAGGAAAAGAAAUCCAUGGCUAUCUGAUGAGGAAAGGUUUCGCCAUUUUCGGAUCCGUUGCAAGCUCUUUAGUCGAUAUGUAUUCUCGAUGUGGAAACAUAGAGAUUGCAGAAAGGGUAUUCCAUGGCAUCAAAUGUAAGGAUCUCAUUUUGUGGACUACAAUGAUAAAUGCAAAUGGAAUGCAUGGUCGUGGUAAAGCAGCCAUUGAUGCAUUCAAUGAGAUGGUGUGGAAGUUUUCUCCUGAUCAUAUUACAUUUUUAUCUCUCCUAAAUGCUUGUAGUCACUCAGGUUUGAUUGAUGAAGGAAGAAAGUUUCUUAGAGUUAUGAAAUCAGAGUACCAAUUAGAGCCAUGGACGGAACAUUAUGUGAGCGUCGUUGAUCUUCUUGCCCGUGCCAAUUGCUUAGAAGAGGCAUAUCGAUUUGUCGAAAGCACAAAGAUUACACUCUCUGGUGAAGCUUGGUGCUCUCUCCUCAGGGCUAGUUGGAUUCAUGGCAAUAAAGAGUUGGCUCAAGUUGCAGCUCAAAAACUGUUGGAGUUGGAUUUGGAACCGGGAAACUAUGUCCUAGUAUCAAACGUUUUCGCCACCUGCGGAAGGUGGAAGGAAGUAGAUGACGUGAGAAUGAAGAUGAGGAGAACUGGGUUGAAGAAAAGUCCGGGAUGCAGCUGGGUCGAAGUCGGAAGCGAGGUUCAGACCUUCGUGGCACGAGAUAGAUCACAUCCGCAGUCCGACGAGAUUUACCAAAAGCUAGAAAUGAUUACCAAGAAAUUGGAGAAGGAAGGAGGUUAUGUUCCUCAAACCAAGUUAGUUGUACACAAUGUAGAUGAGGAAGAGAAAGUUCAGAUGCUUUAUGCACACAGUGAGAGGCUGGCCAUUGCAUUUGGCUUACUUAAGACUCCCGAAAGAACCGCUAUUCGUGUAACGAAGAAUCUCCGAAUCUGCAACGAUUGCCAUGUUUUCGGUAAGUUAGUUUCCAAAUUCUUUGGAAGAGAGCUUGUUGUGAGGGAUGCAAACAGAUUCCAUCAUUUUAAAGAGGGUAUCUGUUCUUGUGGUGAUUUCUGGUGACUGUCCAUAAUGAAGAACACUCCCAAAAAUGGGUUUGAGAAGGUGA